CAUUCAUUCAUUCAGGUGUGCAGAAUUAGCGUGUAGACAUCACAUAAGUGGUGCUCUGUCGGUGUAGGAUUGAAUGCAAGAGUUAAACUUCCCUCAAGGCUGAUUAUUUACUCGAAGUUUCUCUGGAUAACUUUCAUCUGCAUUUAGAAGCUGUCUAGUUGACCUCCACUGGAAUAAAGCUCAAGAGACACAGGCUAGCGGGAUGGAACAGGGCCGAUUGAAGGAGAGCACCUCAGACCCUGGCGGGGAGAUGACCGAGGAGAGCUUUCUAAAAGAUCUUUACUUCUUUAUGAAACAGAGUGACAAUCCAAUAGAGAGAGUCCCUCACCUGGGCUUCAAACAGAUUGAUUUGUACUUGAUGUACAAGACGGUCAAAGAGCUGGGAGGCUAUCAGCAGGUAACUGCGCAGCAGUUGUGGAAGAAGGUUUACAACAUACUCGGAGGAAAUCCACGCAGCACAAGCGCAGCCACAUGCACGCGCAGACACUAUGAGAAGCUUCUCCUUCCUUAUGAGUGUCACCAAACUGGAUAUGGGGACAACAUUGUGUUCAGGACCCCACGGACACAAAAACGCUUCCACCCCAGCAGCUACAGUGAAUUUGAGCAUGAAUACAGGAGUGGAAAAAGAGUGGAUUAUCAACACAUUCCAGUAUUUCCACCGCCCUCUCCAGGCAUGUUUGUGGAGCAUGAGAGACAGAUGUUCGGCUUGCCUUUGAACAUCCCACCGUACAUCUCGCAAGGCGGCGCAUCUCUACCAAAUUUCCUCACCCACCAUGAAUCCACACAGCCCCAUCUGAGCCUCAACUCGCCAGAUCAUCCUACCCGAACCCCUGCUUCAUAUCUAUCCGAAUCCUCUCCAGAGGUCCAGAGCUGCAAACAGUCGCUUGACCUUCUACGUCACCUGGCCAAAGAGUACAAGUCAUCAGCUGGCUGGGAGGAGCCUCUCAAUCUGAGCUGUAAACAAAACCCACUAGACACACGGGGUGACAUUCAAUCAUCUUUCAGCCCACCGGCUUCUAAAAAACCCAAGUUUCUCAAUGAAGCCUCACCGCUUUACCCUCCAAGGGCAUUGAACACGGAGGAAGGAGCAGAUCAAGCCGAAACCACGGAGGAAACUUCCCCAGUGGGACCCAGCCCGGUGUCAUCUGAUGUCAUCGAUCUUACCUCCUCCUCGGGUGCCAAUCCAGUGCCACGAAGAGCCAGCCCACCAUCGGUUCAUAUGUUCAACAGGAGAAUGAACUACCCCGACGCCUUCACGAUGAAACGCGACCGAGAUCAACAUGACGACUGGCAGAAAGAAGAAUCUAAUCUAAUCCAAAAUAAUUACCAAACAUUCGAUUCAAAUGGCAAUAUGGAGAUCCAGAUUCCUCUCAGGCUUUUUCAGGAAUUAAUCCGGAGAGGACUGCUCUCCAGCCCAGCUUUAUCUGGACACAAGCUUCUGUCCCAAGACCCACCCAAAACUGACACCCCGCCUGUACCCAAGUUACAUGUGAGGUCCCACUCAUCCGAGAGUUCCCCCCUGAGUAAAGAGCCAGAAGAUCUGAGCUUCAGAAACCCUUUGAGAAACCGAAGCCUGCAAGACGGCGGUGUGAAGAAGCCCCAGUCAUUUGGCGGCACAGAAGAACAGAAGCCCCAGAGCAUCUUCGGUUCUUUUCAAAACAAAAACCCUGUUAAGUUCUCUUUUGAUAGGGACGUAACGCCACCUCACCCUAAACCAGCAUCUAUGACAAAAAACCAAGAUCACAUGAGGCCCAGAUAUGCUGACAACACUCUGCUCUCUUUGACCAUGACGCCAAAAUCGGACAAAACGAUGACGAUAUCAUCCAUUGUGCCAAAGGAAAGGUCUUCCUCGCCAUCUCUGAUGCAGGUUACAUCAGACCACCUGAAACUUCUCCUUGCAAAUUUUCCCUAUAGACUGGAAAGGGGGCCGACAUUUUAAAACUGUAUGUUUCUGAACGUCCUAAUCUUGCCACGUCAGCCUGUUUGGUUGGAUUACACAAAUAUGAGUGAAGAUGAACUGAGAAAUGUGGAAUGAAAAGCUUUCGCCCGUAUAUUUCUGUGUGAGCAACUGUAGCAUCAAAGAACUGUCAUCUAGCAUUCGCAGGUGGUUUUUAACGUUUUGUUAAUUAUGAUUAUGCUGUUAGCAUGACAAGUCAGCAAAGAUUUUUGCACCACUUACUGUAAAUAAUUUGCAUUGUGUGAUUUUAUAUAAAAAACAUAUAGAUGUGAGAAGUGAGCCGGUAACUGUGUACUGCGUGAAGGCCCAUUUUUUUGUCAAGACACCUGUAUGAAGAAGCCUGAAUCGGCAGCAUAGCACAAAACCUUUUUGUAAGUUUUUAUAAAAAACUAAAAUGUAAAAGCUCACAUGUUGCCUUUUUAUAUUUUUUUAUAAUUUUCACUCAUUUUAUGGAAAAACUUUGUACAUUUGUAAAAGCUUUAAUAAAGAAUAUAGCUAUAA
Messenger RNA from Triplophysa dalaica, 2458 nucleotides. It is a transcript of the gene arid6, whose product is annotated as AT-rich interaction domain 6. Gene Ontology annotation, biological process: regulation of transcription by RNA polymerase II. The record is from RefSeq and is a predicted model, not a curated record. Gene Ontology annotation, cellular component: nucleus. Lineage: Eukaryota; Metazoa; Chordata; Actinopteri; Cypriniformes; Nemacheilidae. Gene Ontology annotation, molecular function: transcription cis-regulatory region binding.